This is a messenger RNA of Arabidopsis arenosa, 1338 nucleotides long. Lineage: Eukaryota; Viridiplantae; Streptophyta; Magnoliopsida; Brassicales; Brassicaceae. The record is from the annotation of a GenBank genome assembly.
GGGUCAAGCGCAACGGUUCGAAAACGGUAACAAUGGUUACGCCAACGUUGAGACUAAUAUUCGUCAAGGGUCCAAGAGAAGGCGAUACACUAGAGUACAAACUCGGUUCUACGAUUCGUGUUGGUCGAGUCGUUCGUGGUAAUGAGAUCGCCAUUAAAGAUGCUGGAAUCUCCACUAAGCAUCUUCGGAUCGAAUCGGUUUCUGGGAAUUGGGUGAUUCAAGAUCUUGGAUCUUCCAACGGUACUUUAUUGAACUCGAAUGCUCUUGAUCCGGAGACGCCGGUGGAUCUCGGAGAUGGCUAUGUUAUCGAAUUCGGUGAGUAUACAUCUAUUGUGGUGAAUUUUGUGAUUGAUGAUGUUUUGGAGGAGAAGCCUCCGAGGAACAAUAGGCGUCAGGCUAAUGCGAGGAAGCGAAUUAGGGUUUCUGAAAGUAGCAAUUUGGAUGUGAAAAUUGCGAAUAAGCCGAGUUCUAGGGUUAGGAAAGUUAGGAAGAUUGAGGAAUCUGACAAAUUAGGGGAACUUCUGGUAGAGAAAAACGGAAACUUUAUUAAUGUUGAAAGUAUCCAGAGUUUAUGUGUGAACUCAAUUAAAGUGGAAAUUGAGGAUUGUGCAAUGGUAGAGGAAAAUUCAGGGAGGGUAGUGGAUGAGAGAGUGAAUAGUAAGGCUACAAGGAGCAAGAACAUUGGAAUUGCAGAAAACCUGGUUAAUGUAGAGAAGGAAGAGACUUUAAAGGAGAAAAGGAUUACAAGGGCUACCAGAAGCAAGAAGAUUGAAAUUGUUGGAGAUUCUUAUAUGGAGUUGGAAAUGGUUCUAAACCGAGCCAGAAAGAACAAAGGGAAGAAGAAGAGAGUAGAGCAGAAGCCGUUGAAGAGCUUCGAAGAUGAUGGGGAUACUGAUGCUGGAGAGCAGGAUUUAAGCUGUCAUGUUGAAGAAGAUAUGAACAAUGAACUUGAUACAGAUCUAAGAAAGAUGACAUUAGGAGCAUUGUUCAGUUUUCUGGAGGGUCAUCUGUCAAAAGAGAUAAAUCACGAGACAGAAAGUAUGAUUGAGCCCAUGCGAAGUAAAACUCAGAGAGUUCGUGAGUAUAUCGCGGAGCAGAGAAGAGUUCAAGAUAAAGCGUGUGUGUGUUGAAUUGAAAAAAUGUGCAACUGAUAUGGUGGACACCUAUGUUUGGUAUAGCUUCACUUCAUGAAAUAAGAAGCACAUACUGAUAGGUACAAGUUUUCUUAUGAUGUGGAUCUUAAUGUUGUGGGCUUGGCUGUGUUGCUUAGAGUUUUCACUGCAAUGAUUUACUUGCAUUUGCUUUGCGCGUGAGACAAAGUAAACGUUUAAGUGCUGA